AUGUCAUCGCCCCAGAGCCAAAAGGUUGAUCUGCAGCAGGUCAAUCAGUUGUGGUCCAUGCUGGACGAGAUGCGCGAUAGUGAUCCGGAGAGCUACCGGACGUUCAUACAGCGCCAGCUGAAGGAAGGAGCGGAGUUCUGCUCCCCUCCCACACCUGACUCCUGCCUGCGUACCGUCAUACAGGAGCCAGAGGAGAGACUGCUUUACAUCAAUUUGUGCGCCUGGAAACGAGUCCCUGCCCCCCAGUCCAAGUCCCACCCCCUCCCUGUGAUUGGAGGAAAACUGGAAACGGUAGUUGAUGGCAACGAGACGUACAGCGUGCUGGACAUGGCGUUUCACCCAGACGUCUUGCAGAGGGUGCUGGAGAGCCGGCAGGAGAGGGAGCAGCUGCACCUCCUGGCCCUGAGCUUCGCCCAGGAGCAGCACGGUUUGCGUCUGUCCCAGGACUACAGCCUCCUCGGCACCAGGCUGAAGGGAAGCACCCAGAGCAUGAGACACCGCCUGGCCUCACCGCACCUGCCCCGGCCCUCCGACUCCACCCCCACCCCCACCGCCACUGCCACAGGCCCCUCACUGCUGCAGCAGAUCUCAUCCCUGCGGGAGGAGCAGGAGGAGAGCAGAGACAGCCCCUCUGUCCGCCUGACCCCGCAGCGCAGCGGUAACCCAGGGAAACCGCCCCUGAUCCAGGUCAUCUCCAGCACGCCGUCCGUCCUGCCACAGCGCCCGAAACACCGGCUCAGCAUCACCACCGGCGCCGCCGGGACGGCCAGGAGCGUGCAGCUGACAGUGGAGCUGCCCGGCGUGCGCUCCGUCAGCGAGUGCCAGCUCAGCGUCUCCCAGGAUGACGUGCUGCUGGAGGUGGAGGACAUGUACCACCUGCACCUGGAGCUGCCCGAGGCUGUGAGGGAGGACGACGCCAGCGCCGUCUUCAACAGGAAGAAGCGAGAGCUGUCCGUCACUGUGCCGGUGCUCUGAGUACGCCGUCCAUCACCACACCUGCACUGCGAACACGCUGCCAUCAGGGA
Molecule: messenger RNA, 1025 nt
Organism: Megalops cyprinoides (Indo-Pacific tarpon)
Lineage: Eukaryota; Metazoa; Chordata; Actinopteri; Elopiformes; Megalopidae
Gene: pih1d2
Product: PIH1 domain containing 2
Exons: 5
Coding region: 1-975 (324 amino acids)
Biological process (GO): box C/D snoRNP assembly; rRNA processing
Cellular component (GO): cytoplasm; R2TP complex; ribonucleoprotein complex
Source: RefSeq, a predicted model, not a curated record